Messenger RNA from Rotaria socialis, 888 nucleotides. The record is from the annotation of a GenBank genome assembly. NCBI's taxonomy places the organism in Eukaryota, Metazoa, Rotifera, Eurotatoria, Philodinida, Philodinidae.
AUGGAUUGGCGAAAAUCUUUUUUUUCUAUUAUAAUUAUCUUUCUGCUUUUAUUAUAUUUUGCUCAUGUCAUCUGUUCAUAUCCAAAUGAAAGGGUAUUUAAUCUGGCAGAAUUUUUACGAUUACGUUGUUCACUAAAUCCAAAUGAACAAGUUAUAACAACAUGGGAAGGUAGUGCAUAUUUACAUUUAUAUCAAAUGCCAGUGAAUCAUGUAUUUGAUAUUAUUGGAAUGAACAUUGCACGAUGUUUAAAUGAUUCAAAAAAUCAGGAAAUCAUUUUAACAACACGAGAAACUCAAUUAUAUGUUGAUGUAAUAAUUAAUGUAUCUGUUAUGCAUGUGGCUAAUGAUCCUGUUCAAAGUACACUAUCGACUAGUGAAUUUUCAAUAAAUGGGUACUUAUCAAGUGAAAAUCAAAUCAUAUUACCAACGGAUAUUAAUCUAUUCUAUCCAAAUCCAUUAUUUCAGAAUGAAACAUUAAGAUAUUAUUCAAAAGAAAAAUUUUAUCAAGCAGGAGAAUAUUUUAAAUUUUUUACGACAUUAAAUCAAAUAACUGAUGAGAAUCUAACACAAGUUAAUCAAAUGGAUUUAUCAUGGACAAGAGUUUCUCCUAUUUUGCCAUGGAUGAAUAUGUCAACACAAUACAAUGGAACAUUGGUGUUUUCAGCUCAAGGAACAAAAGUUUCUUCCUUAACUCAAAUCGAUCAAAUUUUACUUGACGAAAUCAUUAAUCGAAUUCCAAUUUAUCAAAAUGCACCAACUUGCCAAUUAAAUGCAUCGAGUGAAACUUCUUGGACUUAUUUUAAAAAAUAUUUUUCUCAAUACUUAUCGAACACACAAGAAUUUCCGAUACCGAAAUCAAAAGAAGAUAUUCCAUGUGUUCAUGAUUAA